UUUCCCACCGGUUCUGUUUUGAGUGAGGACAGGAGAUUUGGUUGAUUCGCGCUCAACCAGUAUUGUACUGUCUCGGCUUUGUCGUGAAAAGUGCAAUGGCUGUGCCAGGUCCUAAUAAGGACAACAUUAGAGCUGGUUGCAAGAAAUGUGGAUAUCCGGGCCACUUGACCUUUGAGUGCCGAAACUUUGUCAGAGUUGACCCCCAGAAAGACAUUGUUCUGGAUGUAAGCAGCACCAGCACUGAGGAGAGUGAAGACGAUGUGCCUGCAGCGCAGCGCAAUGAGAAGCUGGGGAGAAGUGGACAGCAUCGUAGAGGUUCACGUGAUGAUGAUGGUGAAAGAAAAGAGAGACACAAACUGAAGAAGAGCAGAGAAAGAAAGUCAAGAAAGAGAUAUGCUUCGUCGUCAAGUGAUGGGGGGUCUUCAAAGAAGAAAAAGAAGCACAGCAGGUCCUCUCCCUCAUCUGAUGAAGAGGUGAGGACGAAGAAAAAGAAACUGAAAAGCCACAAGAAGAAAAGCAAGAAGGACAAACGGGAGCACGGGAAGCAUCACAAAAAGAAGCAGAAGAAGAGGAAACAGAAAUCUUCGUCUUCCUCCUCCAGCUCCAGUGAAUCCUCAGAUAGUGACUAAACUGUGUCUCGAGGUCCAACACUUUUUAAUUUUUCCUGUCCAUGAAACUUUGUUUUGAAGACUCAAAAAAGCCACGCCAUCUUUUACCAUACAAACAUUUUAAAAAGAGCUGUUUACUCUGAGAGGUAUUUAAGAGAAACCAUCAUGCAAAUAAGUCUGUUGGCUGUAUGAUUCUCUGAAACAUUUUGGAAAAGAUAUGUAAAAAAUUUGUCACACCACACAGUUAAAUGUCUUCUUCAUUCAAAUUCAGGAAUCUUCAGCUACACAUAGUGCAGUCAUAAUGCUGACUCUCUUGCCUGGAUAUUUUUUGUUUGCUUGAUUCAUGUGUCAUUGUACACAACUAUCAAAAUUUUACAACAUGAUUUUUUGGUUUGACUGGGCAUAAUACGUAGAUAAUGGUCACGAUGUAUAUUUGUGGCUGUGCUCUCUCACCCCAUUCAACUCAGAAAACAAGUCAUUAAAUGUCCCUUUAUUCAUCUGACGUGUUGGCCUGUGUGUCAAUAAUCGCCCAAUUUCUUUGUUAGUGUCAAUGCUUCUUUCUAUAUAAAACUGUAUAAAUGCUGUGUAUGCUAUUGAUGGAGUGGCUUCACGGUACAACAAAACCAACUCCUGGAGGUUCCUGCUGAAACACAGGUUGUUAGCAAUGUGAUGAGUAUUAAACAGUUAAUUUUCUCCUUGAACAUGUUUGAAAACCAUCUGACCUUUUUUGAGGAUUUCAUUCCAAAAAUAUUUGUGUGUUACAAUUUUGAAAACUGAGGGGAAAAAGCUAAUUUUGGAGGCUUUAUCUGGUUCUCUUUAUUUGCUGUCUGCCCUGUACCAUUGCUUUUUGUUUCCCGUCAGUAAGUGUUCUUUUAUUAUAAUUAAAUAUAUAUUUGUAUCAAACUGUCA
Molecule: messenger RNA, 1517 nt
Organism: Thunnus maccoyii (southern bluefin tuna)
Lineage: Eukaryota; Metazoa; Chordata; Actinopteri; Scombriformes; Scombridae
Gene: srek1ip1
Product: SREK1-interacting protein 1
Exons: 5
Coding region: 96-629 (177 amino acids)
Molecular function (GO): zinc ion binding; nucleic acid binding
Source: RefSeq, a predicted model, not a curated record